UUGAUCACGUUAGGCACGGUUCCACAUACGCAGGGAAUAGACGUCUGUUUCAUAUUUAUAUAUUUUUUUAAUUGUUUACAUAUAAAUUAUGUUAGAAUAAACAGAAAUUGUUGCAAGGAAGACAGUAAAUUUUCAUCAUGAAGUCCCGACAACUGGUUAUAGCAUUGUGCAUAAGUGUUAUAGCAAGUUCUACGGCGCUUCCCACCCGGAAUGAACUUGUAGUAUUUCGAGAUGACUCUUCAGAAGCCUCUAACCUAAUUAGUGGGAUUUUUGAUGUCCCCACGGAUAUCAAAAUAACAGAGAUGCGCGUACGCUCUGAAAUAGCCCUCCGAUAUGCGUGCACUUCUGUGGUGACUCACGUGCGGAACCCUAAAAAACAGCCUCAGGAGGUUACGUUCCGCAUGCUGCUGCCUGACACUGCCUUCAUCAGUAACUUUACCAUGAUUUUAGGUGGGAAAUCCUACAAAGCGUACGUUAGAGAAAAGUUAGAAGCUCAACAGAUUUACAAUCGAUCGGUAGCGGAGGGGCUUAGCGCUGCUCACGUUGCAACCGAAGCACGAGACUCGAAUCACUUCGUUGUAUCAGUGAAUGUGCAAGGCAACUCCACAGCUGUCUUUGACUUGAGAUACGAAGAAUUUCUGGUCCGGCGUAAUGGUCUAUACAACCAUGCUAUCAAUCUGAAUCCUGGAGGUCCUGUGCAAAAAAUGGAGGUCGUUGUGCGUAUCAAGGAAUCACAAAAGAUCACUAAACUGUUUGUUCCUGAAAUAAGAUCUGGCAACGAGGUUGAUGCGACGGAAAAAGAUACGCAAAACUCUAAAGCAGAGAUUCGUAGAGGUAACAGCAAACGGGAGGUAAUAGUUACUUUUGCUCCUGAUUUGAUAGAACAGGACAGACUUGCUGAAGUUUAUGAGAGAAAAUCCAAAGACAAGAACUCAAUGGAAAAGUUCAUUGGUUAUAGUAGCGAUGAAGACGAGAGCGAUCGUGAAGGUUCAACACUCGGCCAGUUCGUAGUACAAUAUGACGUUGAGCGAUCUAAUAAUGGUGAAGUUUUGGUAAAUGAUGGUUAUUUUGUGCACUUCUUGGCUCCCACGUCGCUGCCGCCUUUAAACAAGUACGUGGUUUUCGUGCUGGAUACUUCUGGCUCCAUGAUGGGCAGGAAAAUCGAUCAGCUGCGAAGCGCAAUGGCGGCCAUCCUCUCCGAUCUCAAUCCAAACGACUAUUUCAAUAUUGUCGAAUUCAACUCCGUCGUUACGGUUCACGAACUAAAGGAGGCGGAUGACGCUCAGUCGGCUUGGUACAGCAAUUCGGCGCUGGUGCCACCAGCUCGCGCAACGCCGGAAAACAUUGAUAAGGCAAAAGUUAUAGUAUCCGAACUUGAUGUUUCUGGAGUUACCGAUAUCCACAGCGCGCUAGAAAUGGCAUUCAACCUUGUAAGACAGGAAAUAGCUCAGGAAGAUAGAAAAGAAUUACCAAAUGGAGACACUGGUCCUAGCGAUACAGACACAAAUGGAAAUGCUGGUCCCAGCGAAACAGAUACAAAUGGAAAUAAUGCUGGUCCCAGCGAUAGAGAUACUAAUGUUGAUGAGGUAGCAAAUAUAGAAAAAGAUUUGGAGCGUAUGGUCAUAUUUCUGACAGACGGCGAUGCCAACGAAGGCGAAACUAGUGCCGCCCGAAUUGUUACUUCAAUUACUAGGAAAAAUUCUGGAGAUAAACGGGCUUCCUUAUACACACUCGCAUUUGGUGAAGAAGCGAACCGCGUCUUCUUGCGUGAGCUAUCGCUUCGCAAUGAAGGCUUCAUGCGACAGAUCUACGUGGCAGCUGACGCGGCACUACAACUGUACGACUUCUACCGACAGGUUUCUUCGCCGCUCCUCUCUCAUGUGCAGUUCCAAUAUCCUCGCAGACAGAUAAAAGAAGGCUCCGUGAGUCGCACUCAGUUCCGCAGCAUCAACGCAGGCUCCGAGGUGGCGGUCGUCGGCCAGAUCGCCGAAGACGUCAACGAGAUCACGCCGACAGUUCGCGGCGUGCGUAGCAGCGGCGAUGGCUCUGGCAGGAAAACUUACAAAUCCAACCCGAGAGUGGCUGUAAACAACACAACAGACGAGCACCUGCCGCUGGAGCGCCUGUGGGCGUACCUCACUAUCAGACAGCUGCUGGAUCAGCACGAGGCUGACCAUAGCUACAGCAACGACGAGAACAGCCCUGGACAGAAGGCUUUGAAUAUAGCUCUCCAGUACGCGUUUGUGACACCCCUGACAUCGUUAGUAGUGGUUAAGCCAGAUGAAAAAGGAGCUAACGAAAUGCGCUCUCGAUACGAAUACGCGCCUCGCUCUCCGCCUAUCAUGGCACCUGUCGUGCCAGAAGCUACUUUGCAUACCUCAAACGAGUACGCCUCAGACGGUUUCAGUGCAUUUCCUAUAUCUGCUGCUCUUGUACCAGGCAAUACAAUGAAAACUUACUCCGUUGAUCGUCAUUUCGUGGGCCCUACUCUUAGAGCUGGAGGAGAAUUACACGCAUGUGACAUUUAG
Bicyclus anynana (squinting bush brown) is the source of this 2528-nucleotide messenger RNA. Its product is annotated as inter-alpha-trypsin inhibitor heavy chain H4-like. The record is from RefSeq and is a predicted model, not a curated record. The coding region runs from base 138 to 2528 and encodes 796 amino acids. The transcript has 17 exons. Lineage: Eukaryota; Metazoa; Arthropoda; Insecta; Lepidoptera; Nymphalidae.